UCUUGAAAUGUUCUCGUAGUACUUUUGGAGUGACCUCUCUUUACUCGACUCCCUAUAGAAAAUAGGAAACGUGAACGUAGCUGUUUCAACGCUAAAAAGUCAAACCCUUUGAUUGGCGUACUUAGAGUAAACGGAGUGAGAACCGAACCGAGCUAAAUAGAGUGACGAAGUAGAGAGUAGAGUAGAAACUUAGAACGGUCUUGAAACCAAAAGUUAUAUCAAAAGAGAAGCAGUUCAAGGAAUUUCUUUCUUUCGCUAUUUUCAUUCAAAUUCAGUAUUUUUCAUCCUUCCCUCCUCAGUAAUCCCUUCCGGACGGUCUACCGAAUUGUUGACCUUGCUUUGCAUACUUGCCACAAAUUUAACCUAAUUUUUAAUUUUUCUACUUGGGUAUAAAUUUAAAUUGUUCUAAACUGGAAAAAUUAACUAUUGCAAAUUAAAAAUAAUAAAUUAAAUUGUUGCACUCGACAGCUUGCCUUGUGGUUUUCCCAGGGCUAAAUUGGUUAUGUUAUAUAUGGCAAAACAAAAAUUCUAGUGAAUUAUCAUCUUGACUCAUCGAAACCUCUACAACUAAAAAACCGCAAUUAAGCAAUGUGAUAAUAAAAUACCAUACCACAGUUUAUUCACGCUAGCACACCUCGCUGGCCGAAGGAAGUGGCUUUGAUUAUCUUUUACAGAUAAGAGAAAAUGUGAGGAACAGCAUAGUUUUUUUCAAGAGAAAUAUGGCCAAUUCAAAUUACAGCAAAGUUGACGAAUAUGGUUUUGAAAGGGGCGAAAAUUUCGAUUACAAGACAUACGACCUGUUUAUGUCACAGUACAUGAGAACCCUAACAAGAAGAGCACAAAGAUGGGACAGCACGUUCAGAACGCGCGAUUUCGGAAAAGGCUCCACCCUAAAACGAUUCGUCCGUAAAGGAAUACCAGCAGAUUUUCGAGCCGCCUGUUGGAUGUCCAUAUCUGGAGCUGAUCGAUUGAAAUCCGGCACUGCCAUGACGUAUCAGCAAAUGAGAAAGGCAAACAUCAACUCGCAAAUUAUCGAGACAAUUAAAAUCGAUUUGCCUCGCACGUUUCCUGAUAAUAUUUUCUUCCUGAACGAAGAAAGCCUUCCUAGCAUGUUGUAUAAUGUUUUGGCAACGUUUGCGCAUCAGAAUUCUGAAGUUGGGUAUUGUCAAGGAUUAAAUUAUAUUGCAGGUUUAAUUCUGCUAGCAACCAAAGACGAAUCGACAACAUUUUGGUUACUAAAAACAUUAGUAGAACAAAUAUUACCAAAAUAUUACAUCAGAACCAUGUCUGGGCUAUUGACCGAUUUAGAAGUAUUAAAUGAACUAGUCAAAAAAAGCGAACCCAUAGUCCAUAGGCACAUAUUAAAUGUUGGUAUGCCUUGGGCGAUGGGCACAACAAAAUGGUUUAUUUGCAUUUAUGCUGAUGUCCUACCGACUGAAACCGUCCUCAGAAUAUGGGACUGUUUAUUCCUUGAAGGUUCCAAAAUAUUAUUUCGUGUAGCUUUGGCCCUAAUCAAAUUGCACAAAGAGGAUAUUUUGCAAACCAGCGACUUGAGCGAGCUUAUGACUGUUUUUAAAAAUAUGAAAAAUCAUCCUAGGGUUAUCAACUGUCACGAAUUUAUGCGAGAUAUUUUUACACUUUCCGGUAGUCUCUCCAACAGGACUAUCCAAAAAUUAAGAAUAAAACACGGCAAAGAAUAAACUCAGGAACAAAAUUGAAUAUUUUAUAUUCUACACUCUAGUCAGUUCAAUAUACACACUUUACACACAUCUAUUAUUUAUAUUUUUUGUACAUUUGCUAAAUAUAAUUUAUACAAUUCUGAUUUACCGAGAGUGUUUUUCCAGGAAAUCUUUGGCCUCAUUGAUUUUAGAUGCCAAAUAGGGUGAACCGCCUCUGUCUGGAUGGUUAACGGACAUUACUUUUUUGAAGGCGUCCUUUACUUUUGUUUUGUUUGCAGAUGGGCUGACUCCUGGAACAAUAAUUGAAAAAAUG
Messenger RNA from Ceutorhynchus assimilis (cabbage seed weevil), 1992 nucleotides. NCBI's taxonomy places the organism in Eukaryota, Metazoa, Arthropoda, Insecta, Coleoptera, Curculionidae. The record is from the annotation of a GenBank genome assembly.